UUCGUUCUUCGUUCUUUGCUCGUGUAAUACUUGUGCGUGAGCGCGAUUUUGUUCAUAAAAAAUAAAAUUACACCGUCGCCAUCUUUAAUUUUCUUCAAUUGAAGAAAGAUUGUGAAAUUUUACAAAUAUAUCAUAAUAUAAUACUGUGAAAGUUAAUUCUUCGUCAGAAGCGUUAAACAGGUUAAUAACAACACAAAUAAGAAAAUGGCAUUCCGAGGUAAUCAGAAUCGCAACCGCAAUUUCGGCGGUAAUAAUUAUGGUGGUGGCCCAAUGGGUGCCAAUCGCAUGGGAAACAUGAACAUGUCGCCGUGGGAUACCCCAAAUGCCGGUGGUAACUUUGGCGGUGGCAACAUGCGUCAAGGCGGCGGUGGCCAAGGCAUGAACGCACAGGCCAUUAAUUUGGCUAAUAACUUGUUGAACAACUUGUUCAGAAACCAAAAUCCACCAUCUCUGUUGGAUCUGCCACGCGGCGGAGGAGGCGGUAUGGGCAAUCGCAAUCAACGCGGCGGACCGAUGGUCAAUCGUGGUGCUCCUGGCAAUCGCAUUAAUAAUCGCCGUGCUCAAGGAGGUUUUCAAAACCGUGGCGCAGCUGGUGCUAAAUCAGCACAAAAGCAAGGCGCUGGCGGAAUUCGCAAGCAGAAUGCUUUCGAUCGUGCUAAGAAACUUUUGGCUAAAAAUGCCAACAAUAACAAAAAGAAGGAUACCGCUUCUGGCGAUAAGAAAACUGAGAGCAAGGAGUCACCCUAUGCCAGCGUACCCAACGACAUGUUCUAUUGCCAUUUGUGUAAGAAACAUAUGUGGGACGCCAACUCGUUCGAGAAUCACAUUAAGGGUCGCACACAUUUAAUGAUGCGCGAGGGCAUCGAAGAGAGCUAUCGCCUAAAGGCUAAUAUGAUACGCCAAGAGGCCAAGAUCGCUGAGCAAUUGAAAUCGAUUGAAUUGGAUCGUUUGAAGCGCAUGGGCAAGACCAAGCAACGCCAAUUGGAAUAUUGUACUAUGUGCGAUUUGAAUUUCCAUGGUCAUAUUUCGGCGCAUCGUAAAUCGGAGGGUCACUUGAGUUUGAAGAAGUUCUUGCAUCCCAAAUGUAUUGAGUGCAAUAAGGAAUUCGCUACACGCAUUGAUUACGAUACACAUUUGUUAUCCGCUGAUCACUUGCAAAAGGCCGCCGAGAAGAAUACCAAGGUUGGUGAACGUAAACGCAACACAUUGACUAUUCAUACCGAAGAAGAGGAGUCGAAGGACUUGCGUCCACCACAAAAGAAGAGGAAGAAGCCUGUUGCCAAGAAGGCCGAGGGUGAGGGUGAAGUCAAGAAGGAGGGAGAAGAAGCUGCUGAAGGUGAGGAAGCCGAAGGCGAAGAGGCUGAGAAGAAAGAGGGUGAAGAGGGCGCUGAUGAAACCAAAGAGGGCGAAGAUUUAAAUGAAACACAAGAAGAGGAAGAGGUCGCUUUGCCCGUCGAUCCAGAAGACUGCAUUUUGGACUUCUCUGAUGGUGAUGAAAUACCGACUGAAGUCGAUACACGUUUGCCCAAAUACAAUUGGACACGUCCAGUUGGUUCCGGUCUCAUUACGAAAUUGGAGUGCUUCGAGUGCUCGCUAUGCGGCAAAUUCUUCGAUACAGAAAAGACCGUUGAGGUGCAUUCUCGCACCGUUACCCAUCACCGCAACUUCUUGAAGUUCAUUAACGAGAAAGCGAGCGAUACUAAGAUCGCGCAAAAACGCGCUGCCGCCGCUCUUGAGGAGAGUGAACGCAAGAAGCGCAAGUUGGAGGAAGCUGAAGCAGCUGCCACCGAAGUUAAGGUAGAAAAUGGUGAAGAGGGUGAGGGUGAGGGUGGUGAAGCCGCCGAGGGUGAACUGUACGAUCCAUCCGAGGCGACUGGUGAUGAUGAAGAUGUAGAGAUGAAUGAGAAUGGUGAGGCCGCCGAAGGCGAGGAGGGCGACGAAGAGGCCGGCGAUGAGGAAAUGGAGGCACAAGAACAAGAUGGCGAAGCCGAGGCUGAGGUCGAUCCCGAGCCUGAGCCAGAGCCAGAACCAGAGCCUGUUAAAGAACAGCCAAAGCCCGAGCCUGUCAAGACACCAGCCAAACCCGCUCCAGCAACACCAGCACCAGUCACACCCACAGCUGAAACAUCGCCGGCCAAAAAAGCAACACCAGCUCGCGCCGCACCAAAAGCAACGCCGCGUGGUCGUGGACGUGGACGUUACAAUCGCUACUAAGCAAAUAGUUUGAGUGUAAACGUUUAACUAGACAAACAAAAAAUUAAAAGAAAAUAAUGAUUUCCACUAUUUAAGUUUAGUUGUACUACUUUCCAACAAAUUAUACAUAAAAACAAAAAACCCUUAUGUUUUGCAACUUGACAAGAUAUAAUUAAUAAACAAAACUAUAAAUUCAAUAUAUACCUAUUCUACAUUAAUAAUUUAUUAUUAACUUAUUGCAAACUUCAUUAGCAGUAAUCAUACUCUUGCUGAAGAUCUAUGGAAAAGUAAUAUUUCAUUGAAAUAUGCGAUUAAAACAUAUUCUACUCUAAAAGCAAAAUAAACAAUGAGAAAAACAUUUAAGACACAACAAAGCCAGUAAAUAUUGUCAAAAUCAUAACAAAAAGAGUAAGGGGCGCACAUGCAAACCUUUUUGCAAAUGUGUGAAUGAGUAUUUGAAGAGAAGAAUUGUCUUGUGUGUGGUGUUUUGAAUCACAAGCCGAAGAGGUACACUGGAUUUGAUGCUGUAUUAUGCAUUAUAAAAUGUAAAAGCAUAUUUUAAGAGGUAAAUAAAACAACCUUUAGAUGUACAAAAUAGAAAA
Bactrocera neohumeralis is the source of this 2795-nucleotide messenger RNA. RefSeq names its product zinc finger protein on ecdysone puffs (gene Pep). The transcript is spliced from 4 exons. Gene Ontology annotation, cellular component: nucleus. The record is from RefSeq and is a predicted model, not a curated record. Bases 205 to 2214 code for a protein of 669 amino acids. NCBI's taxonomy places the organism in Eukaryota, Metazoa, Arthropoda, Insecta, Diptera, Tephritidae.